Messenger RNA from Aspergillus fijiensis CBS 313.89, 2420 nucleotides. RefSeq names its product dipeptidyl peptidase DppV (gene dppV). Gene Ontology annotation, biological process: proteolysis. Bases 145 to 2325 code for a protein of 726 amino acids. NCBI's taxonomy places the organism in Eukaryota, Fungi, Ascomycota, Eurotiomycetes, Eurotiales, Aspergillaceae. Gene Ontology annotation, molecular function: serine-type endopeptidase activity. The record is from RefSeq and is a predicted model, not a curated record. The transcript has 8 exons.
CGCUCUUCGUCUUCUCGGCCUGGUCUUCUUGACCUCAUAAAUAGGCCCCUUUGUCUGACUCUCCUAGUUUGUGUUCUGUGCAACGCGAACUUUCUCACCGGAAUCUGGAUUGCGACCUGUGUGCGAUUGUUCUACAACGUUAUCAUGGGAGCUCUACGAUGGCUCUCCAUUCUUGCUGCGGCUUCAGCGGCUUCAGCACUGACCCCCGAGCAAUUGAUUAGUGCUCCGCGGAGAGACGAAGUCAUCCCCAAUCCAUCUGGAGCUCUCGGUUUCUUCUCCGUCUCCCAGUACUCCUUUGACACCCAUUCCGGAAGCUCAUGGUGGAGUCUGAUUGACCUGAAAUCGGGUGAGACCAGUACUCUCACGAAUGACAGUAAUGUCUCUGAGAUCAUCUGGCUUGGCACGGAUGACUCCACUAUUCUCUAUAUCAAUAGUACCAACGCAGACAUUCCCGGUGGUGUCGAGCUGUGGAUCUCAGAUAUCGCAGACUUCCAGAACGGAUACAAGGCAGCCUCCCUACCAGCGAACUUCCUCGGUCUCAAGACAGCUGUCACGGACUCGGGUGAUGUGCGGUUCAUUCUUCGUGGCAAGGCUUAUGGCAAUGGCACGGCCUACAAUGAGAAGCUAGCCGAGAAGUCCCUGAGCUCAGCUCGCAUCUAUGACAGCCUCUACAUCCGCCAUUGGAACACGUACCUUACCCCACCCUCUCAUGCUGUGUUCUCAGGCACAUUGAGCAGUUCGGCUGGCGGUAACAGCACGGGUCGUUAUGCUUCAGAAGGUGGUCUUACGAAUCUGGUGUCCCCCAUCAAGAAUGCCGAGAGCCCUUAUCCUCCCUUUGGAGGAAACUCGGACUAUGAUCUCUCGCCCGACGGCAACUGGGUAGCUUUUAAAAGCAAGGCCCCGGAGCUACCUCGUGCCAACCUUACUACUUCUUACAUCUUUCUUGUGCCUCAUGAUGGUUCGAAGAAGGCUGUUGCAAUCAAUGGACCCAAGAGUGCCGUCACUCCUGCUGGGGUUCAAGGAGAUUCUAGCAACCCCGUCUUCUCUCCGAACAGUGACAAACUUGCAUACUUCCAGAUGGAAGACAGACAGUACGAAUCCGACAGGCGCACCUUGUACGUCUAUACUAUUGGUGCUAAUGAGUCUAUCACCACACUUGCCAAGAACUGGGAUCGAUCGCCAGACACGGUAGCUUGGGUCGAUUCAGACAAUCUUGUCGUUACAAGUGAGGACUACGGUCGAACCAGGCUUUUCGCUAUUCCAGCGGAUGCAGGAGAUGACUUCAAGCCGAAGAAUUUCACCGACGGUGGCUCUGUAUCGGCGUACCAUGUCCUGCCAGAUUCCACUAUCCUUGUCACCGGAAAGGCCAUGUGGACUAGUUGGGCUAUCUAUACAGCUAGUCCCGACCAGGGGGUCAUCAAGACACUGGCAUCCGCCAACGAGAUUGAUCCCGAGCUUGCUGGAUUGAGCUCUGCUGAUAUUGAUGAGUUUUAUUAUCAAGGUAAUUGGACCGAGAUUCAUUCCUGGAUCAUCUACCCGGAGGGCUUCGACAAGAGCAAGACUUAUCCUUUCGUUCUAUACAUCCACGGUGGACCCCAAGGCUCAUGGGCCGAUUCCUGGAGCACGCGCUGGAAUCCCAAGGUCUUCGCCGAUCAGGGCUACGUCGUCAUCGCCCCGAAUCCAACAGGCAGUACUGGCUUCGGGGACGCCCUCACCGACGCCAUCGCAAAUGACUGGGGAGGCGCUCCCUACGACGACCUCGUGAAAGCCUGGCAGCACGUCCACGACAAUUUCGACUUCAUCGACACCGACCACGGCGUCGCCGCCGGCGCCAGCUACGGCGGAUUCAUGGUCAACUGGAUCCAGGGCUCGGAGCUGGGCCGCAAGCUCAAGGCGCUCGUCUCUCACGAUGGGACAUUCGUCGCCGAUGCGAAGAUCGCCACCGACGAGUUGUGGUUCAUCGAACAUGACUUCAACGGCACCUUCUGGGCCAACCGCGACAACUACCGGCGCUUCGACCCCUCCGCUCCCGAACGGAUCCUCCAGUUCGCGACCCCGCAGCUCGUCGUCCACAGCGACAAGGACUACCGCCUCGACGUCGCCGAGGGCAUCGCCUUGUUCAACGUCCUCCAGGAGCGCGGCGUGCCGAGUCGGUUCUUGAACUUCCCGGAUGAGGAUCACUGGGUUACCAACCAGGAGAACAGCCUCGUCUGGCAUCAGCAGGUUCUCGGUUGGUUGAACCGGUACUCCGGCGUGGAGGAGUCGAACCCGCACGCCGUCCGGUUGGAGGACACGGUGGUUCCGGUGGUGGAUUUCGACUCUUGAUUUGUCAGGCGGGGUGGAUGGAUGGCUUUCCAUCUCUUGUAUCUACUGUCUCCCUCGAUGCUCUCGGGGAGAUACAUGGUGACAGAAUACUGGAC